Petromyzon marinus (sea lamprey) is the source of this 2514-nucleotide messenger RNA. RefSeq names its product transcription factor 21-like. Gene Ontology annotation, biological process: developmental process; regulation of transcription by RNA polymerase II. NCBI's taxonomy places the organism in Eukaryota, Metazoa, Chordata, Hyperoartia, Petromyzontiformes, Petromyzontidae. The record is from RefSeq and is a predicted model, not a curated record. Gene Ontology annotation, molecular function: RNA polymerase II transcription regulatory region sequence-specific DNA binding; protein dimerization activity; DNA-binding transcription factor activity, RNA polymerase II-specific.
ACACGCGGCGCCGGCCACACGCUCGAUUGUUUCAUCCGUCCCUGCCUCUCUGCUUGCCGAGCAAAUUUCUCUUUAAUGGAACAAAUGACAUUCGAAUUUGAUCCCGACUCAAUCGGACAUUUCUCCUUUCUCCAGAACGAGGGCCAUCGUGCCCAGCACGAGCUCGACGGCUCUGACACCGAACCCUGCUGCUCCUUGCGGCCGUGGCAUUCCUUCAGCCGCGACGGUGGCUCCGUCUCUGGCGUGGCCUCGCGGGCCUUCCAUGAGGACCUUGCCUCGUUGCCCGGGGAGGACACCAACCACCGCGAGGGCGCUGCUUUGUCCGCAGGCGGCGGCGUAGGCGACGGCGGUGCCCGGUGCCCCGCGAGCGUCCUCUACCCGCCCGCGCUCACGCACCAGCCCUACGAGGUGCAGCGCACGGCUGCCAAUGUCCGCGAGCGCAGGCGGAUGCUGAGCAUCAACUCGGCGUUCGAGGAGCUGCGCUGCCACGUGCCGACCUUCCCGUACGAGAAGAGGCUGUCCAAGAUCGACACGCUCCGCCUUGCCAUCGCCUACAUCGCCCUCCUCCGAGAUAUCCUCCUUUCGGACACCGACCCCAAAGCCUACGUCGACCGGUGCAUCAGAAAAGGCCAUCCCAACAGCAGCAAUGCACUUUGGAAUACCAGCGAUCUGACGGCACGGCUGUCCUGGAUAAAGUGGAAUUAGGGGAACCGCGUCCGUGGUUGAUUUGACCUCCACCCCGCGUUUCCCAGCUGUGCGUUCCCACGGCCCACCCUGCUCCUGCUCACUCACUCCACACGCCACACAUCCACGGGCAAAGUGCUGGCACAGCCCCGGGGUGGUGUGGCGAACAACGUCAAUGCUUCACGGCUUUACACGGGAUGGUGCCUGCGAGCACAGAUUCACCGUGUACACCAAGAACAUUCCUCCUGUUGCUCAACUUGUAUCUGUGUAAACAUGCGUUUGACUAAUCCCAUACGUAGACUUUCACAGCCAAUAUUCCGAUUCCUAAUCGGUUUCUUUUGGGUUAUGUAUGUCAGUAUGUGCGUAUGCUGACUUUCUUUCGCACCGUACGUAGCCAACCGUGCUAAUCAGAUGCAAUGUCAAUCGGAGUUAUAAACCUCCACUACCCGACAAGACCAAACAAAUUAAGUUGUCGCAAGGACCCAGAUCAGGAAACGCUCUUGUCAACAUUCUCUUUGCUUUUCAACAUGUCUGCUUGCUGAAAAACUAAAUCAAGUGGCACAUUAGCCCACGUAACAACUGGAUUUGUUUGGCGUUGUCGGGUGGCGGAGGAUGAUAACUCAAAAUGAAAAUGAUAUCUUCACGCUCAAACUCAAAAUAAAAGAAAUAUGAAUAACGCUGCUUAGCUAUUAUACAAGUGAUGUAUGUGUUGUCAUAUCUUGUAGUUGUUAGCCUGCCACAAGGUACCAUUAUCUGAUAGCGGAGUAUCAACAUGAUCAAUUCUUAUCUUAACAUGUUAUCGUUACGAUAACAUAAGGUUCUAUUGUUCCAUUUUGAAUAGAAUACACGCAGGAUAUUUAAGUAUUAAAUAUUGGUUUUCACUUGCCUCUUUUCCUAAAUGCAAGUACUGUGUUGCUAUUUAAUAUAUUGUGUGUAAGUUGUGUGUGUACAUGUGUCAAUUUUAUGUCAUGUUGAUGCAUUGCAUAGGAUGUGAUCUGUGCCUUUGUAUCACUUGUUCUUCAAAUGAAGACCUUGCUAGCUUACCAGUGAGUAUGUGUAUUGAAUGUGACCACAAUGUGUGGCUUUAGGUAGUUAGACGCAUAUAAUUAGUAUUUUGUAAAUUUUGAUUUAAAGCUUUCGUGACUGCAGGGAUUCAUAUUCUUGGUUCUUUCGGUAAAGUCACGUAGAAGGGAAACAAAAAAAUAAUAAAAAUAUAAAAUAAUAAAAUUAUCACGACGUUUCGACUGCAACACAAGCAAUCAUCAUCACAGCUGAUGAUCACAUCCUAUACAAUGCAUCAACAUGACAUAAAAUUAACACAUGUACACACACAACUUACACACAAUAUAUUAAAUAACAACACAGUACCUGCAUUUAGGAAAAUAGGCAAGUGAAAACAAGCAAUCAUCACACCUGAUGAUGAUUGCUUGUGUUGCAGUCGAAACGUCGUGAUAAUUGUAUUGUUUUAUAUUUUUAUUAUUUUAUUGUUUCCCUUCUACGUGACUUUACCGAAAGAACCAAGAAUAUGAAUCCCUGCAGUCACGAAAGCUUUAAAUAGAAAAAUAAAAUUCCUAAAGGUUAAAUGGACUUUUGUAAAACCAUAGCACUUUAAAUGAAAUGGUAACGAACUCUUCCGGAAACAUACCGAGGCCGUCUGACAAGUUGUACGUGUUCCAAUGAGAAAGAAGACUUUAAAGUCAAGGUAAAGUGUGCCACUAUAUCACUCAUCGUGAUGUCAGUGCAUUGCGAGGUGCGAAGCAUUUCAUGUAUUUGAAAAAUGCUGUCAUAAGUAUUGAACACUUAAAAACAAACUGGUUUGCACUUAAUAAA